Molecule: messenger RNA, 1890 nt
Organism: Cyanistes caeruleus (blue tit)
Lineage: Eukaryota; Metazoa; Chordata; Aves; Passeriformes; Paridae
Product: inositol 1,4,5-trisphosphate receptor-interacting protein-like 1
Cellular component (GO): membrane
Source: RefSeq, a predicted model, not a curated record
AUUAAAGCAUCUCCUUAUUUCUCUCCCCCAUCUGAAGCUUAAUUCCUUUCUUCACUGCCUUUGAUAGUUUAUGUUGUCUGUUUAUCUGUUGAUCACUCUUUCUUGCCUUCCUGGAAAAAUGAUUAAAUCUGCAAGUCUCGUCUGGGUGGUAAAAGGGUUAAAAUCUUGCUCAAGCCGCAGGUGUUCAUGGUGCCAAAUUUCAGCUCAGCAGCGCUCAGAGCCAGGAGUCUCUCGAGAAAAGUUUCAGCCACCAUGGACACUUCUAGGGAAGCUGCAGCAGAGCCUGGCUUGGCCUGGGGGUGGGAGAAGCUCCGCAGGCUCCAUCUCCUGGCUCAGGAGCUGCGGCAGGCCCAGCCCAAACCCCACCGGGGCCAGAUGGCCUGGGCCAAGGACGGGAGCCAGCUGGAGUUCUGCUACACUUCACAGACAGAAAUAGACAAAGAAAUUCUUGGGUUCAUAUCUUAAGGUGGUGUUCACAGGUUGAUCUCACUUUUCAAUGGUCAAAACUACUGUGAAUUCUCAAAAAUGGUUUCAAGGCAGAGUGAGAAGUGGGAUUGUCAGGGCUGCCAGUCCAGGUGGCCCCAGGUAAGGACCUGGCUCCCAGGCAGAGGUGCUGAGUCCUCUUUCUGCCAGCAGGCCAUGUCUCCAACACUUGUUCUCGUCCUGGCCCUUGUAGCCACCCCCGCUGUGCUGAAAGGGAAUUUAGAAUUUGACAAGGAUGAAGUAAAACAGAUGCAGGAGCAUGAGGAAUAUCUGCAUCAGGAGAUGACAGCUCCUGGAGGAGACUGAGGGGAGCAGUGGUCCCAUGGAAAUGCUGCUGUCUUUUGCCUGGCAACAUCAGUGUCUGCUUUGGGCCAGUGCAGCAGUGCUGCUUCUGGUUCUUCUGGCUAUGGGCUGCUGGCUGGUGAGGCGAAGAAAGCGUGGCUGUGACAGCUGCAGGGAGCUGAAGUGUUUCAAGAAAUACGUGAUGGUUGCGAGCAAGGAGCCCAGCGGAGAGGAGCAGGACCUGUCCAGCACGAAGGGUCUGAAGGAACUGCUGGACGAGCUCCUCGGUGUCUGCCGAGUGCUGUCCCGAAGGAAUUUCAUGCCGGAGUUGCACCUGGUCGCCGGGACGUACAGCAGCUGUGAAGUCUGCAGCGUCCAGGAGAACAGCAGCACCUACCGCCCGCUGGUCCUGCUGCGGCCACCCCCCGGCCACUCCUUCAUCCCGGAGAGCACGGAGCAUCCGCCAGCCGGGCGCGUCCGUGUGGCGCUGGAGUGCCUGUGCUGCGGGGAGCGGCUGCUGGGGCCGAGGUGCUUUCUCCACGCCUGUGGUGGCCAGCUGCCCGGGGAUCAGGAGUGGUACCUGCUGGACACCCUCUGCACGGGCUCGUACCUGGACGCCGAGAAAGUCACCCGCUGGGUCCAGAUGUUGGUGACAUCGGCCUGGCAGCUUUUGCCCCAGUCGUGCCACUGCCGGCUGACGGCGCUGCCCUCCGGCAAGGGCUGCAGCUUCCAGCUGAGCGGCACCUCAGGCCUGCGCUGCAGCAUUGAGAUGGCUCUGGCUCUGGAGCAAGGCAGCUCAGGUGCCUACCUGAGCCUCAAGUAGGCAGCAGCCAGCCGGCUCUGCCAGCGGCACCGUGCGGGCCAGAGAGCUGCCACCUCUCAGACUCACUGGCACCGUGCCACUGCUGCUGAGGUGACAGCCUUGUCACCAACAAGGACUUGAGGAAGGUGAAGUCAACCAUUCCUCAGGGGACAUGAUUUUAUGUUCUCUUAGGAUUCUUUUGUUCCUUUCUUAUGAAAGCUGGAAGAUGGAUCCAGAUUGUCUUAAGUGUAAAACCUCCCAAGGCAGAGCUGGGAAGGUGAAUAUGAUUUCAAAUAUGUCUAAGUUUUUGUUAAGAAAAAAUA